AUGUCCAAUUUCUUCCAGAGCGUGGUGCCCGACGGCGCUGGCAUGUCUCCAUCCUACCCCCACGCCCAAGCAGCCAUGUCAACCCCUCCUUCUGCUGCCUUGGAGCCCUCGCAGCCCGAACAGCGCGACUCUAUCAAAUAUUUCUUCCAGGAAAAAUACGCCUCGUUAAACGUCAAGGGGAACUUCCUGACCCUCUGUGCUUGUCCGAAGAAUGUCGAACUUGGCGAGUGGCUUGCCCACCAAGUUGUCGAACAAAACCGCCUCCUCCAUGGUAUGCUGCAGGUUAUACAAGAAAUCAAUAGCGUCACCGGUUACCCGAUCUGUAAUGAGAUGACGUGUCCGACCAUGUCUGCUGGAAAUUUAACAUACACUUGGCUGGUAGACGGCAAGGCCGCGCGGAUAUCUGCUCCCAAGUUCAUCAAUCGCGUCGAGAAAUGGAUUGUCAGCAAGAUUCACGACCCGGUCAUGUUCCCCACUGACCCGGUCACCACCACCCCCUUCACUUUCGGCUACAACGAGCUAGCCAACAGUGAAAAUGGAGGCAGCCCUGCCCAGGGCUCUGAUCCAUCUCAGGACUGGAUUGGAAAGUCGAGCGGCUUCCCGCCCACCUUCUACAAGGACUGUCAAGGCAUCAUGAAACAGAUGUUCCGCUGCUACGCUCACUUGUACCACGGCCACUGGGAGAACCCGUUCUGGCACAUCAACAAGCACGAAGUCCUAAACAUGUGCUUUGUCCACUUUGUCACCGUUGCCAAAUACUACAAGCUCGUUUCAGACAAAGAACUGGAACCAAUGCAACCCCUGAUUGACAUUUACACUACGCAAGAGAAGAUCCCCCCAGAAGCCCUUGCCGGCCACUGGGCUCAGCAUGCUUCCCCCCAGCCAUGA
Molecule: messenger RNA, 888 nt
Organism: Arthroderma uncinatum
Lineage: Eukaryota; Fungi; Ascomycota; Eurotiomycetes; Onygenales; Arthrodermataceae
Product: kinase activator
Exons: 4
Coding region: 1-888 (295 amino acids)
Biological process (GO): signal transduction; cell division; positive regulation of protein phosphorylation
Cellular component (GO): cytoplasm; nucleus
Molecular function (GO): protein kinase activator activity
Source: RefSeq, a predicted model, not a curated record